AUGGGUAUACAAUCGCUUGAUUAUGAUCCAACAAAUGAUGUUAUAUCAAUUUUAUCUGAGUUCGACUCACUCGAGCAGCUGAAUAGAUUGAUAGCUGUAACGAGAAAUCGCAAACUGGAACUUGAACAUGAAAUAAAGGAUGAGUUGGCCUCAAAUGAUUCUACAAACGAUGGUUUAGAUGAUUCUAAAGACUUGGAAGAGUUGAUAGAUUAUAUUGGAAAAACGAAAAUCAUGUCAAAAGAGACCGAAUCAACGAUAUCACAUUUAACAAAGGGAAUAUCUUACUUGGAUAACGCGAAGAGAAACUUGACGCAUUCAAUGUCUUGGUUCCAAAAUUUAAAGUCUUUGACAGAUGCUUACGCUAGUUGUGAAGAAUACUUUAGACAAUAUAUGUUCAAGGAAAUGUAUGCAUCUUACUCAUUAAUGACAUCACUAAGUUCGGUAUUUGAAGAAUAUAAAUCUGUGGAUGAAAUUAAUAUUCUUUUAAACAAAGUGCAUACGCUUGAACAUGAGAUACUUAACAGAAUUAAGAUUCUCUACCGCAAACUAUUUGAAAAUAGAGGAAAUGUCGGUAUUGAUGAAUCUACUUUUGAGGAAGGUAUUUGUAAGUUACUGGAGAUAACGGCGUCCACCAAGUUUGAAAUAAUUGAUUGGUGUCUGGAUAAAGUACUGGAAGAACUUCAAGAAAUAUUUAGUGUUGAUGACGAAGCGGGUUCCCUCGAAAACAUAUCCCGUAGAUACUUAUUUUUCAAGAAAGUAUUGAAUAAUUUUCAAACAAACUACUCAAGCUAUUUCCCAUCGGAUUGGGCAAUGCCGUCAAGGCUAACAUCAAUGUUCCUCAUUCUCACAAAGCACGAUUUAGAAAUCCUCCUGCAUAGAGAGAUGGCUAAGUCAUCGUCUUUAGAGUUGUUUAUGAAUGCAUUACAGAGUACAAUUGAGUUUGAAAAAUAUAUUAAUGUUAAGUUCCCCAAUAUGUUGAAUAAAGGAUCGGAAGAAAAGCUUUCAACAUGUUUUGAGCCUUACCUAUCUUUAUGGAUUUCACACAAUGAUAAAAUUAUGAACUCUAAAAUCCUCACAUACUUGAGCGAACCAAAACUACCGGAUUCGACUGAAUCGCAUGUGAUUCCUUCUAGCGCGGAUUUAUUCCGUACAUAUCGGGCAAUUUUGUCUCAAACAUUGGAGCUAAUUGAAGGCAAUGGGAGGAAUACAGUUCUAGUAGAUUUAGCUGGUUUUUUCUCUAGAUGGUUGGUGGAAUACUCGAACAAGAUACUGCAGCCAUUGUUACUUCCCGAAAAUGCGAGAAUAGAAGAUAGAGAUGAAGUUGUUCAGUAUACAAUACUAAUGAUAAAUACAGCAGACUACUGUUCUACAACAGUGGGUCAGUUAGAGGAAAAGCUGCAAGCGUAUUCUGACCGUUCUGAAUUAAUCUCCCAAUACACUGAUAAUGCUAGGUCAGAUUUUUCUGUUCUAAUAUCUCGUGGCAUAAGAUUCUUAUUGAAUCAAAUAAUAGCACCACCGCUUAAAUUUGCAUGGAGAGAGUUUGCUAACUAUGACUGGAGUAAUUCCAUGGUGGAAGAUUAUAGUAGGUACGUUUUAACUAUAAAACAUAUCCUUCUUGCUGACGAAAGGCAAGGAAAAUCACUGAUUCAGAACAUCUUAAGUCAGUUUGAGCGUGAUAUUUAUAAGUGGAACAUACUGGGUCAUAUUGUGGACUUAAUAAUCAACGAAUAUCUUCGUGUAAUAGUGAAUCUUUUACGACCACGACAGCCAUAUGGGACGUUGACCUCUAAACGCCAUUUUUCCAUAAAUCAAGUCAUAAAUAUCGGCGAACAAUUAUUAUUGGAUGUUCAAUUCCUUAAAGAAGUAUUGAAACAGCUGCCCGACUCACUUUCACAUGACCGUCCUGAUUCAAGCACUCGGUACAAUAACCGCAUAGACACUAGCAUUGAUCAAAUGAUAGACCUAUUUAAUAUAUUGGUGUCUCCAAUUGAACCUAUAGCGAAAUAUCAUGAGAAUUUCUUUAAAUAUGCGAAAACUAAGAGUCAUAUAUGUUGGGCUCUGCUUUUAUCAUUAAAAGGCAUGUCAUGGGACCUAGCUCAAUGGAAGAGUUUCUGGUCUGAAUUCAACGCGCAGGAGGGUGCCUUAUCCGAUAUUGAUAUUAACCUGUUUGUUUUCCAACGCGAUGAAAACAUAAUAAGAUCGUUUAUAAGUGAUUUAGAGGAUAUUGUAGAUCCUACUUGGAGAGCGUUCUUCACUAACGAUCUCUUAAUACCCCUAUCGAACAAGAAACAAACACACUUUGCGCAAACUCCAAAUUCUGUCCACAUUAAUAAAUCCAUCAACGAAAAUCUUAAACACUUUGUUUCCAGCACUAGGUUUUUCAGCAGAGGCGGCUAA
Eremothecium sinecaudum is the source of this 2397-nucleotide messenger RNA. RefSeq names its product Vps53p (gene VPS53). The record is from RefSeq and is a predicted model, not a curated record. The transcript has a single exon. Gene Ontology annotation, cellular component: GARP complex. Bases 1 to 2397 code for a protein of 798 amino acids. Gene Ontology annotation, biological process: retrograde transport, endosome to Golgi. Lineage: Eukaryota; Fungi; Ascomycota; Saccharomycetes; Saccharomycetales; Saccharomycetaceae.